AUGGAGAAUGGCGCGAUGCUGCAGCUUCCGGCAGAAAUGACCGACAAGAUCCUGUCUCAUAUCAGUGAUCCUGCCUCCCUAGCUCGCCUUGCUUCAACAUGCAAGUUUUGGCGUAAUAUCAUAAAGGACAGAACCUUCCUUGAUCGCCUAAUGAGGCGCCACCAUGACCAUGGUUUUACUCCGUCCCUGCUUGUUGGCUUCUUCUACCAGGACAGCACUGAGUCUCCUCAACAGUUAUUGCAGCAUAAUAAGGGCAAGUGGCGUAGUUUGGCACCGAGCUUCAUGCCCAUGUCUGAAUUGUCAGAAUCCAUCGGCAGCAAAGUCAGUUGCAAUGCACUCACACCAGCUAAGCUUUGUACCUUCAUUCGGGGUCUCGGUUGCGAUCUCAACUUAUACCAGCCCAUUGCAUCGCAAGACAGCCUCUUGGCCCUCCGCCGCCAAGGCACCAGUGACCAAGCCCAGUCGGACAAAUUAUGUGUCUGCAAUCCUCUCACUGGUGAAAUCUUCCACAUACCUUCGAUUCGAAUUACAUCACCUGACAUGUAUACCUUACUUGUCACCGAGGAUGUCGACCAUGGCAAGUGCGUAUCUCAGUCCUUCCAGCUGGUAGCCAUUUGGAUCAUCAGACAAAGGAGGUUUUUAAUUGGAUCCUACUGCUCAAAGAUGUCACUGUGGAAGCAUGGCAGUGACGCCAGCAGCUGGGUCCUCUUUGUAACAAUCAACCUGGCAAGUUCCUUGCCGAUAAGGGUGGUCCAGAUGCAGGCCAGAGCAAAGAUCAAGUUGGAGUUGUUCCAAGGGAAGAGUGGCACGGUCGUGCUUUGGGUUGAUGGUGAAGGCCUCUUUCUUUUCAGCCUGAGCGAUGGGUCAAUGAGGAAGAUUGGUAAUGAGCGUGCUAUAAAGAAGUAUAACUUCUGCCCGUAUGAAAUCGAUAGGCUAUCCUGCCUCUCAAUCAUGAACCUUGUCGUCGACGGCUCCUUGCUGCUCGAUACUGGAAGGAAAACGAUGCAACACAGAUGGAGGAAAAUAGUGGCAAGACAUGAAAUAGAUUAA
Molecule: messenger RNA, 1050 nt
Organism: Miscanthus lutarioriparius
Lineage: Eukaryota; Viridiplantae; Streptophyta; Magnoliopsida; Poales; Poaceae
Source: the annotation of a GenBank genome assembly